Molecule: messenger RNA, 1379 nt
Organism: Drosophila biarmipes
Lineage: Eukaryota; Metazoa; Arthropoda; Insecta; Diptera; Drosophilidae
Gene: Neos
Product: nuclear receptor coactivator 5
Exons: 2
Coding region: 81-1196 (371 amino acids)
Molecular function (GO): RNA binding
Source: RefSeq, a predicted model, not a curated record
CUUCUCUGGCCACACUCUGAUUUUGGUGCAAUCCUGUUUUAGAGUUCUGUGAUCCUGAGAAGCUAAUAAUAAGUUAAAAUAUGUCCGAUCAGGGGGCCGUCGGCUACAACAUAACCAAGGACCCGGCCUUGGCCAAGAGCCGCAUCUUCCUGGGCAACCUGCCGGUCUGUACGCGGGAGGAGCUGGUGAGCAUUUGCCAGCCGUACGGCAAAGUCCUCGGCUCGAUGGUUCAGAAAAACUACGGAUUUGUGCAGUUUGAGACGGAGGAUGUGGCCAAUAAAGCCGCCUCCGCCCUGCAUAGGUCCACUUUCAAGCAGAACUUGCUCACCGUGCGCAACGCCAGCAUAAAAUCCAAGGCCGCCAAUGCGAAUGCCAAGAGGAAUGCCAACCAGGGAGCCCAGGUCACGGUUCAGGGCGGGCUUGUUAUGUCAGCGGCAGCAGCGGCUGCUGGUCAGCCCCUCAUCAACGACUGCGAGAUUAUAGUCAAGAAUCGGGAGAAUACCAAAUACGCCGAGUACAUUGAGGAGCGGCUGAAGAACGCCAGCAUGCGGGUGGAUGUUCUGUUUCCCAACGAGGACGUCCCGCUGGGCAAGGUCCUGGCCAACAUAUCUUCGCGUGGCUGCCUGUAUGCGGUUGUAGUAACUCCGCAGCACGAGGAGCACAAUAGCAUCACCGUAAACAUUCUCUACGGAGUGGCCGCUGAGCAUCGCAACAUGCCACUGGAGGACGCAAUCACUCUGAUUGCCACCGACUUCAGACUGAAAAAGCAGCGUGAUGCUGUCGCCCCACCCAUGAUAACCACGAUGCACAAAGGACAGAGACGACAUCCAGAUCAAAUGCAGGAACUGCUCGAGAGACUGGCGGACAAUCAUCCGCUGACCGCCUCGCAGUACGAGGUUAUCCUCAAGUAUCUCGAGGGCGAACGCGAGGAGCAACUGAAGCGCGAGGUGGGCGAGGCAAAUGCCCUGGCCAAACUAAAAGCUCCCGACCCAGAGGUCGAGCUGCAGAAGAAGAUCAUGAGCAUUAUGAACAAGCCGGCGGUAACCGAAAUCACAACCGAGCUCAUGUAUCCCACUUUCGAGGCGGUCAAGGAGGACAAAAGGCUGAUGGAGCUGCUGGCCGACGAGCGCGUCAUUGCGGCCCUGGAGAGCGUUUAUAACUCGGAUCUCAAACAGACUAUAGCCGAGUUCUUAUAGAUUCUCGGUCUUUUGUAGAUAUAAGAUGCUAGGGACACGAGGUUUGCAAAGCUAGGGACACGUCUUUGUGUCUUCUAAAUUUGACGCGAAGAGUAUUUAUACUUAUAUAAUUUUUUAAAGGCAUUGAAGCCAAAUUUAUACGGAUUCCUGGCAUUUAAUAAAUGUCUCAACGAUCCCCUAAUA